This is a messenger RNA of Cydia amplana, 1260 nucleotides long. RefSeq lists its product as uncharacterized. The transcript has 7 exons. The record is from RefSeq and is a predicted model, not a curated record. Lineage: Eukaryota; Metazoa; Arthropoda; Insecta; Lepidoptera; Tortricidae. The coding region runs from base 1 to 1254 and encodes 417 amino acids.
AUGUCAUCCAAGCGCGUGGAGGAUAAGCAUAAGCAGUCACUGGACCAGAUCCUCGCACAGAGCAAUCUGGUCUGCACCAGGUCGCCGUCGCUGUCUGCCCAGGCUUCGGCUGAGACUCUUGUGGCGGAAGAAGGAACUUACCCUGAAGAAGAAGAAGAAAGUGGCACAGAAGUCGCAUCGCUGGAAGAAUCACCAAAAGAUGUAGUCGAAGAAUCUUACGAGGAGGAAAGCACUAUCUUCCCCUCUCCUUCUCUCCGCCGACUGCUGCCUGAUAAAAUACGAAAGAUUGAGGAACAUAACAGAAUACACGUGUUGCCGAAAGAGUUUAAGACUGAUAUAGAUCCGGCGCUAAUACCGAAGAUUGUCCCACAAGUGAGGUAUAUAGAUAUAAUAGCAAGUUUGGUGGGCUGCACGGAGUACAAGAGUAGUUUGGCGGAGUUCUGGUUUCUGGACACGUUGGCGAACCUGUUGAGGAGAGCGCAGGAGGAUCUGCUUCCUAAAACCACCCAGGCGGUCCUGAUGCUGUGGUUCUGUGAGUGGAUGAAGGAGAUACAGAACUUCGACGCCGCGAACCGGACACGUAUGCUGAGACGAUUCAAGGACAACAUGCUCUCAGCCGCCCGUUUCAUCGCCGAGGCCCAAAGCCUGCCCACGCCCGCGGAGGCCGGGGUCCACUACACAGCCCUAGACGACGCGGAGGCCCACUCUAAGGACUCGUCACCCACGAAGAAACAUCAACUUGAUGACGAUAUGCGUCUGGUGACGUUCGAGGACUGCGAGUAUAAGUGCGCCAUGAGGGAUCUGGUUACGAUCAUGCAUUAUAUCUUUGAUUUAUUUAGUACCGACUACCAGUUCGACCUAGUCCGUUCCAUCUUCACCUUCACCCCCGAGUACAACCUCAUCGACCUACCUCACACCCUGCAGAACCCGAAGCGGCUAUACGUACCCCUCAAACCCAAAAAGGAGAAGACCAAAAAGGAGAAAGAGUCUAAAAAGGAAAAGGAUAAAGGGAAGAAGAAGGUCGUGGACACGGAGGAGUAUUUAGCGUUGAUGGAGCUUAAAGCUCGAUCUGAGCGCGAGAUAGAAGAGCAACUAGCCAAGGACGCAGAACUGUGGAACAUGCGCAACAGUAUUCUGCCGCUGACAUUCGCGGGGACCGACGAGCUGUUCGACAAGUACUGGCCGCCGCCGCCGCCCCCGGAGCCCGAGCCAGAGCCCGAACCCAAACCAGAAAAAGGGAAAAAGAAAAAAUAGGGCGUC